This is a messenger RNA of Acanthopagrus latus (yellowfin seabream), 1668 nucleotides long. It is a transcript of the gene tmem59, whose product is annotated as transmembrane protein 59. Bases 81 to 1070 code for a protein of 329 amino acids. Gene Ontology annotation, biological process: positive regulation of autophagy. Gene Ontology annotation, cellular component: late endosome; lysosome. The transcript is spliced from 8 exons. NCBI's taxonomy places the organism in Eukaryota, Metazoa, Chordata, Actinopteri, Spariformes, Sparidae. The record is from RefSeq and is a predicted model, not a curated record.
UUCCCGCGAGACAACAACCCCGAUUUAGGAGGAAGAAGAAGAAGAAGAGUGUGUUGUUUGUUUGGGUUUUCGCAGGUAAAAUGGGGACUUUUACCUCCUCUGUCUGCACUUUUGGACUUCUCGCACUGCUUGCGUGCACGUUUGCGUCUUCGGAUGUGUUCGACAGCGUCCUGGGAAACACAGCAUCCUGCCAUAAAUCCUGUGAAAUGACGUACAGUUUGCACACAUAUCCGCGGGAGGAGGAACUGUACGCCUGUCAGAGAGGCUGCCGUUUGUUCUCCAUUUGUCAGUUCGUUCGAGACGGCGAAGACCUGAACCAGACCAAAUCCGAGUGCGAAUCGACCUGUCGUGAAGCCUACAGCCAGACUGAUGAGCAGUAUGCCUGCAACCUGGGUUGUCAGAACCAGCUUCCAUUUGCCGAGAAAAGGCAUGAGCAGGUACAAUUGGAGGCCAUGAUGCCCAGGAUUCACAUGCUUUACCCUCUAACCCUGGUCAGAGGGCUUUGGGAGGACGUGAUGAAUCAGGCCCACAGCUUCAUCACCUCCACGUGGACGUUCUACCUCCAGGCCGAUGAUGGCAAAGUUGUCAUUUUCCAGGUUGCGGAAAAAACUGAACCACAAGUCAAGUUUUUCUCCCAGUUUCAAGUGGAAAAAGAAGAUAACGAGGAACCACAGAAGAGCUUCCCCGGGCUGCCAGUUUACAAAGAAUACCACCGCACUUUAAUCCAGGAGAGGGACAGAGACAUGACGGGGGACCGCAGCUACGACGAUGAAUACAACCUCUUCAGCUGUCUUUCAAGGAACCCUUGGUUACCAGGGUGGAUCCUAACCACAACUCUGAUCCUGUCUGUGCUGGUCCUGAUCUGGAUCUGUUGUGCCACUGUGGCAACUGCUGUAGACCAGUACGUCCCUGCCGAGAAAUUGAGCAUCUACGGUGACAAGGAGUACAUUCGGGAGCAGAAACUGACCCCAUACCCAGCAUCCUCCCUGCUGAUCAUCACCUCCAAAGGGCCAGAGGAAGAGGCCGGGCCGCUCCCCUCCAAAGUCAACCUGGGCCAGUCCGACAUCUAGAAGCCAAAGCUGUAGCAGAGAAGGGAUGUCCUCCUUUAUGAAUAAUCUUUAGUUGAUUUUUAUCCUCUGGCACGAGACCCCGUGAUUCUUGUGGUCUAAACAGGAGUAACUACUUGCCGAAAAUUUUGUAUUACUGAUAUAUCUCGUCUCCCCUUUUUUUUUUUUUUUGAAGCUUUUAAAACUGAAGUGAUGAAAAGGUUUAUUUUCUGUAUAUUAGUACAUUGAGGCAUUAUAGUAUAGUGAUAGGAGUACAGGUAAAAAAUAGGUUUGGGAAUUUUUCUUAAAUUUUUUGAUGUAUGCAUUUUGGUAUAUGUUGGUGUGCUUAUUUUGUUGAAAUGAACUAUUUGUGACUUGAAGUGAUGCAGGUUUCACCCCAGACCCCCUCAACUUUUGGUAAAUUGACCACGCUAAUAUUGCUCCCUGUUUGUUUUCAUGUUUCUACUGCAGUGAUUUCCACAUAUUGAAUUUUACAAUAAAACUCUACGCUCUUAAUCUUAAUUAACAGUGAUGGUACGUACAGUAGGCCUUUCCUGCUUUACUGUUGUCUGUUCUCUCUAAAGGUGACUCAGAAUUAAACAAAAUGGAGUAAAGCGCUUGA